Messenger RNA from Cladophialophora yegresii CBS 114405, 963 nucleotides. RefSeq lists its product as uncharacterized. Gene Ontology annotation, molecular function: aralkylamine N-acetyltransferase activity. The transcript has 3 exons. Lineage: Eukaryota; Fungi; Ascomycota; Eurotiomycetes; Chaetothyriales; Herpotrichiellaceae. The coding region runs from base 1 to 963 and encodes 320 amino acids. Gene Ontology annotation, cellular component: cytoplasm. The record is from RefSeq and is a predicted model, not a curated record.
AUGCCCCCAAACCAGGACAGAUCGAACCAAUCAAAGGAAUCUGCCAAUCUGGCGUCUGCCAAGUUGGAGGCUCGAAGCGGUCAGCCGUCACAAGACGAAGAUGGCUUUGUCGCCAUUCAACCGGACGACGUGGAAAUGCACGAUAGUGACUCGGACGCUGCUGCGCCAACUCAGAAACCGUCCCUUGAGUUACUAGAUCUCCAGCGCCUCAGUCACUCCGACAAAGCUGAGGAAGCGCCUGAAGAGGACGAAGACUCGGAAGACGAGCACGAUAUUAUGGCCAACCAUCCUUUAUUGAAUAUGCUUACAGGAAGGCUGGGGCAGCGACGACGCGGUUCUUCGCACAAAUGGGAUCACCUCCAUCCCGAGAAUCAGGCGCUGUCAGUAUCGAACGUAGAUCAAUGCACCUCACUUGAAGAAGAGGCGUUCCCACCUGAAGAGCGUGCAACCCGGGAGAAGUUCCUUUACCGACUCACCAGGUGUCCUGAGCUGAGCCUUGGUCUCUUCACCCAACCCACAAGAGCAGAGCUGAAGGAUCCGUCAAGGCCUGUUCAGCGACGACUAAUCGCGCAUAUCGUUUCAACCAGGACUCCCGCACCGGGCGUUACGGAAGCCUCGAUGGAGCUUCCCUCAAAUUGGAAGACGAGAAGAUCUUCGUUGCCAACCAGCGACGACGAUGAGCCUCUGGGCCAUCAGGACCUUGGCGGUACUAUCUGCGUGCAUUCCUUAGCAGUUGCACCCGAUCUCCAGAGAAUGGGGUUAGGUUCAGUGCUGAUGAAGUCGUACAUUCAACGGAUGAAAGAUUCCAAGAUCGCCGACCGGAUAGCCUUGCUUGCCCAUGAUCACCUCGUUCCCUUCUACAAAGGCCUUGGCUUUGAGAACAUGGGACCCAGUGCAGUCACGUCUCAUGGCGGGAACUGGAACAACAUGAUACUUGAAUUCAACCAUGAGGACGACGAUUAG